Molecule: messenger RNA, 1300 nt
Organism: Brassica oleracea var. oleracea
Lineage: Eukaryota; Viridiplantae; Streptophyta; Magnoliopsida; Brassicales; Brassicaceae
Product: RING-H2 finger protein ATL52
Exons: 1
Coding region: 156-1166 (336 amino acids)
Biological process (GO): protein ubiquitination
Molecular function (GO): transferase activity
Source: RefSeq, a predicted model, not a curated record
UAUUAGUUAAACAACACAGAGAAAAAUACACUCUUUAUCAAAGAGAACCAAAAGAUAAGGAAGCGGAGAGGAUAAAGACAUUUCACCUCACCACCUCCUCUCUACUUCUUCUUCUUCAUCAUCUUUCUCUGUCUUCUGUAAUAGAAACACAACCAAUGGGUUCAAUGUCGAACCCCAACCCAUGGUCUCCAUACGACUCCUACAACGACUGCUCUCAAGGAGUCUGCAACAUCUACUGCCCGCAAUGGUGCUACCUAAUCUUCCCUCCUCCUCCUCCUUCCUUCCUCGACGACGAAGACUCCUCCUCUCCCUCCAGCUUCUCCCCUCUCCUCAUCGCCCUCAUCGUGACCCUCCUCACCGCCUUUAUCCUCGUCGGCUACUACACUCUCGUCUCUAAAUACUGCCGCCGCCCCCGCCGCGAAACCUCCUCCUCAGAACUUUCCGGCGGCGUAUCCAGCUCCAGUGCAUUGGCGGGUGGAGAUGGUCUCAACGACGCUCUGAUUAAAUCGAUUACGGUUUAUAAGUAUCGCAAGGGAGAUGGACACGUGGACGGUUCAGAUUGCUCCGUUUGUUUGAGUGAGUUCGAAGAGAACGAGAGCUUGAGGCUGUUGCCGAAGUGUAACCACGCGUUUCACCUUCCGUGUAUCGACACUUGGUUGAGGUCUCACUCUAACUGCCCUCUCUGCCGCGCUUUCGUCACCGGAAUCAAUCCGACGAACCAAUCGAACGCCGUUCAUCCGAUCGCGACGGAGUCUGUUAAUCGCGGCGGCGGAGGAACAGAGAUUAGCUCAACUGUGGUUGAGUACAAUCACCAAACCGGCGAUUCGGUCGCCGUCGUCGUCGAAGAUCUGGAAAUCGGAUUGCGAUCGCAACCGCCGGAGGAGCAGCGAGACGCGACGAAGGAUGAAGAAGAUCCUCCGCCGCGGAUUCGGAGAUCGGUGUCGUUGAUCGCCGAUGUACUGCGGGAGAUUGACGACGACGAGGGAGACGAAAUAUUCGCCGGAGUCGGAACUUCUCGGCAGCGAGAGGAAGAUGGAGAUGGCGAAGGGAGAACGCCGCCGCCUACGGCGGCGAAGAGUUCAAUGGGGAUGAAGAGAUCGGUAUCGACGGGAAGAUUCAACUUCUCGAGGUAUGAUCGAGCUAGAAAUUACAGUUUACCCAAUUAAAUACUGUAAAACAUUAUUUCUUAUUGAUCUUUUUUUUACUGUGUUUAGUAAAUUAAUGAUAAUUCACACUUCAGUACAAAGAUCUAUCCAGUGAUCACUUUUUGAAAUGAUGAAAAGUAAAAGUGUUCAUUACU